CUACUCGAACUCAUCCACUUCACUGCUCGAAGCUCUGCGAACUCCAUCAUCCAUGGCUGCCUUCUCCUUCUCCUCUUCGCUCCUUCCUUCAUCAGUUUCUUUCGAUCAUGGCUCCUCUUCCUUCUUCCCCAUCCUUCUUUCACCUUCUUUCGACUCCAAUUCUCGCGCUGUUCGCUGUACAUUUGCAGCCCCCGCUAGAAAAUCGCCUCCUCCUCCUUCUUCUUCUUCUUCUUCCUCACCGGAUAAGAAGAGGCACUGGAAGCAAGGGGAAUUUCCAGGUAUUACGGAGACAUCCGCCCCCAGGAUGAACCCCGCUAGAAAAUCACCUCCUCCUUCUUCUUCCUCGCCGGUUAAGAAGAAGCAUUGGAAACAAGGGGAAUUUCCAGGCGUUACAGAGACAUUCGACGCCAGAAAGACCCCUCUCAAGAAUGUCAAGAAGAAAUUAGAUCGCAAAAUGAACGCCAAGGCUUGGGCUAACACCGUUACUGAAGCCUUGUCGGAACAUAUCACGAACAAACGGUGGAUUCAAGCUCUUGAGGUGUUUGAAAUGCUCCGCAAACAGCCAUUUUAUGAACCAAAAGAAGGAACUUACAUGAAGCUGCUUGUUCUACUUGGAAGAUCUGGCCAACCACAGCGUGCCCGUCUGCUUUUUGACACAAUGGUGGAAGAAAAAUGUGAACCCACCACUGAACUUUACACUGCUUUGCUUGCUGCUUAUUGUCGUAACAAUCUCAUUGAUGAUGCAUUUUCCCUUCUUAAUCUCAUGAAAACCCUCCCUUGCUGCCAGCCUGAUAUCUACACUUAUAGUAUAUUAAUCAAGGCUUGUGUCGAUUCUUCUCGCUUUGAAUUAGUUGAAUCUUUGUACGAGGAAAUGGCCGAACGAUUGAUAACUCCGAACACGGUUACUCAGAAUAUAGUCUUAAGUGGGUAUGGAAAGAUAGGGAAGUAUGACCAAAUGGAGAAAGUUCUUUUAGGAAUGCUUGAGAGCACAACUUGUCGACCAGAUGUAUGGACAAUGAACAUAAUUCUUAGUGUGUUUGGUAACAAGGGUCAGAUUGAAAUGAUGGAAAGAUGGUAUGAGAAGUUUCGUAACUUCGGUAUCGAGCCAGAAACGCGUACAUUCAAUAUAUUGAUCGGUGCUUACGGGAAGAAAAGGAUGUAUGAUAAAAUGUCUUCUGUGAUGGAGUAUAUGCGCAAACUGCAGUUUCCUUGGACGACCUCAACAUACAACAACGUUAUUGAAGCUUUUGCAGAUGUGGGAGAUGCAAAGAAUAUGGAGUACACCUUCACGCAGAUGCGUGCUGAGGGCAUGAAAGCAGACACCAAGACAUUCUGUUGCCUUAUAAAUGGAUAUUCCAAUGCAGGUCUCUUCCAUAAGGUGAUUGGCUCAGUUAAGUUGGCAGGAAAGUGUGAAAUUCCAGAGAAUACCUCAUUUUAUAAUGCUGUUAUAUCUGCUUGUGCAAAGGCUGAGGAUCUGAUGGAAAUGGAUAGAGUGUUUAAGCGAAUGAAAGAUAAACAUUGUCAGCCAGAUAGCAAAACAUAUUCUAUCAUGAUAGAAGCAUAUGAAAAGGAGGCCAUGAAUGACAGAGUUCAUUACUUGGAACUAGAAAGGAAGCAGGUGAUCGAUCACGCUCCUACUAACGAGUGACUCGGAAAUGGAAUAGAGUGAAAAAUUGGUGCACGUUUGAGAAGUUGGGCGCUACACCAUGCCUGUUCCACCAAGGGCUCUUGCUACAUUGGAUACUUCUGAGAAAAUCAAAUCCGCGCUUCCAGCCCUUCCAGUUCUGUGCCAAGUGUUUCACGCUAUGAUCAUGUGAAAUGAUAUGAACCAAGGCAUCUCACGUUAACAAGAAUCAAGUUUCAUUUAUUCAACAAAGGUUAAGGGUUGGAAUAUCUCACGGAAGGUUAAGGGUUUUCAUUUAGAGGCUAUAUAAAGUCAUGUACCUUAUCUUUGUAAGAGAGACUUGGAAAAUGUAGUAAAAUGAGCAAUUUGUGCUUU
Messenger RNA from Cucurbita moschata (crookneck pumpkin), 1999 nucleotides. RefSeq names its product pentatricopeptide repeat-containing protein At3g06430, chloroplastic-like. The transcript has 2 exons. Lineage: Eukaryota; Viridiplantae; Streptophyta; Magnoliopsida; Cucurbitales; Cucurbitaceae. The coding region runs from base 53 to 1648 and encodes 531 amino acids. Gene Ontology annotation, molecular function: mRNA binding; protein binding. The record is from RefSeq and is a predicted model, not a curated record.